Phodopus roborovskii (desert hamster) is the source of this 1006-nucleotide messenger RNA. It is a transcript of the gene Mrpl46, whose product is annotated as mitochondrial ribosomal protein L46. Lineage: Eukaryota; Metazoa; Chordata; Mammalia; Rodentia; Cricetidae. The transcript has 4 exons. Gene Ontology annotation, molecular function: structural constituent of ribosome. The record is from RefSeq and is a predicted model, not a curated record. The coding region runs from base 35 to 877 and encodes 280 amino acids. Gene Ontology annotation, cellular component: mitochondrial large ribosomal subunit.
CGGGAGCCGCGGUACCUUGUGGGAAGGCAGGAAGAUGGCGGCGCCCGUGCGGCGUACUCUGUUAGGGGUGACUGGAGGCUGGCGGCGUCUCGACAGUCUCUGGUCAGGUAGCUCGCAUUCCCGCCGUCUGUCCCUCGAGGCUGCGCCCUCAGGCAGCCGGUCUCCAUGGCGCUUGUGGGGCGCCUUGUGUCUGCAGCGGCCACCGCUGAUCACCAAGCCGCUCACCCCAUUGCAGGAAGAGAUGGCGGGACUACUACAGAAGGUGGAGACAGAGAGAAGUCUGUAUUCAGACCACGAGCUUCGUGCUCUGGAUGAAGCUAAGCGACUGGCAAAGAAGAAAGCCGACCUUUAUGAUGAUGACCAAGACAAGCAAGGCGUUAUGCUUGUACAAGAUUUAGAAGACAUAUGGGAGCAGGCAUUCCUACAAUUCAAACCUGGAGCUCGAGUAACAGAAGCUGAUAAAAAGAAUGACCGAACCUCACUGAAUCGUAAACUAGACAGGAACCUUGUCCUCUUAGUCAGAGAGAAGCUUGGGGAUCGGGAUUUUUGGAUGCUCCCUCAAGUGGAGUGGCAGCCUGGGGAGACCCUUCGAGGGACAGCUGAGCGAAUCCUGUCCACACUCUCAGAAAACAGAAUGGAAGCCAAGUUCCUAGGGAAUGCACCUUGUGGGCACUACAAGUUCAAACUCCCCAAGGCAAUUCGGACAGAGCGUGACAUUGGGGUCAAAGUUUUCUUCUUCAAAGCUCUGCUGCUCACAGGAGAUGUCCCACAGACUGGGAAGGAGGCCCGCCAUGUGUGGGCCAGCAAGGAAGAGCUGGGUGACUAUCUGCAGCCCAAGUACCUGGCUCAGGUCAGGAGAUUUCUUCUGGACUUCUGAUGGAUGCAGCUGCUGUGGACGAUAUGCACACAAGUCAAGUGCUGGGACCUCAGGAGCAAUGCUGAUGCUCAUUUACAGGGACCGCCAAACAUCAAGUGAAAUUCUGAGAAUUAAAUGUGUUUGUCAUUC